CCUGGAAAUUCUUCCGGAGCGUGAUUUUUUUUGUACGUGUACGCAAUUGCAGCUUGGAUCGAGAGGUUGUGACACACAAGAUUCACGCCUUUCAUAACAAGGGGUGCAGCUGUGCUUCGUGGAGGACGUCCUCGUCGGUUCUGAUCAGCGACGGUGUUGGUUCAGCUACAGUUCCUCGGUGACUGUGGUCUAACGGUGCUGGUCAUUCUACAUUGUUGUGGUCUUGUUUUUUGGUUGUCGUCGUUUACAUUGAGGUGCUGUGGUGCAGCAUCGUCCUGGUGGUUGCCGUAUGUGUGGCAUAGAGCCAUUUAGAUCGUGGAGUGGGCGCUGGCCGUUUCUUGGCGUGUUUUUGCUGGAGGUCCACUGUGGCGGAGUGCGGCGUGAGGGGAUCUUCUCAUGUUCGGUUGCAGCAGUGGUGCUACGGUGUGUUGUACAUUGGGCUUGGGUGCAAGUUGCCGAGGAUGAUUGUGUUUGUUUUGUUCUAGGCAGUUUGACGCUUGAGCGGUGGCUAGUAUCGAUAGCGACAUCGACGAGGAAUCUUUCAUGUGGAAGCCACUAACAUCAUCAACGACCUCUUGUUUUUCCUUGGUUUUCCUUUAGCAUUACAAACGCUCCGGCUGUGAGGGGCAUUUUUUCCAUUUUGGUGUGCACGGGUUGGCGCUGCGGUGCAGCAACAAGUUGCGUAAAUAUCUCCUCGCUGUUGUGCAGCAAACUAUUGUGUCUUCCUUGUCAGAUUUCGGAAGGUCCGCAUUUUUGAGGGCUGACUUGGAGGUGUUGCUUUCGUGGGCAGCGUCGACAUGUGCGUGGACCAGAAUUCUUUAGUGGUGUUCUUCUUUUCUCUCGUAUGUGGUAGCGGUGCUACCAUGGACCAGUCAAAAACCAGUCAAAAAUCUGGUAGCGGUGCUACCAAGGACCAAGGAAAAAUUUAUGGCAUUAAAUUGUUGAGUGAAUUAUUAUUGUAUGGAUAAGCUUACUGCACAUUCAUGCCGGUUUAGGGUUGCUGUUCAGCUGCAGCAGCGAGCACUUGUGUUCUGAAAGUAGCGGGGAGAGAUCAUUAUCUGGGGGUUUAGGAGGGGUCGUGUUCCUGGGAUCGGGCUCUCAUCGUCGGUUGCCUGUUGAAUCGGGUCGUGGAGGAGAAUGGGGGACGCUGAUAAAGAUUUGGACGAGCAGAUACGAGAAGUGGAAAAGCAGAUACGAAGCGUGGGAGAGGAGAUACGAAUAGUGAAACAGGAGAUUGAAAGAGUGCAAGAGCGUAUCGAAACGUGCUCUAACCUUCAAGAGAAAGCGCAACUUCGGGACGAGAAAGCUCAACUUCGGGACAAUGAAGCGCAACUUCGGCGCGAGAAAGGGCAACUUCGGGACAAGGAAGCGCAACUCCGGGAGCAAAUCCAACAAGGACGAGAUAAAUGCACAGAGUUUGAAUGGCUACGUCAGGACAUGCCGUCGUGGGACUCAGGGAGUUGUUCCAAGACACCAAGCACCACGCAGAAGGAGCGGAUGUACACGCCGGUAAGAGUAGAGUAUUGGAAUGUGGUGAAAGACAUUGAAGAAUAUCUUAACAAGGCAGAUAAGUUGAAGCGUAUAUAUCAGAAAGUGGAUAACCUUACAGUCACUAGAGGAAAGCGAAAUUUGGAAGACGUCGCCGGUUCUGUUGUGGCCAGCACCUGCGAUUUUGUUAGUAAGAAGCUACCAGGUUCCUUGGUAAUAUACGUCCGGGAAGCCAGCCUUGAAGUGCCACCUGAACCCGUAGCAGAGGGAGGAAACUCGAAGAACCCAGACGGAUCGAAGGCUGAGGACAGAGAGGUUCAAAAAUGUCUCUUUUAUUCCAAACCUCCUCGUGUGGAUAUGUUAGUUCAAUCCAACGGCAAGGACGUUGCUGUUUUUGAGCUCAAGAAUGGAGGUCUCGGAUGUCCCGUGCCUAUCUACAAACUGUGGGCAAGAUGCUCAUGCCGGACAGGGAUCGACCUCAACUGCUGGUGCAAUUCUGACAUCUCGGAAGGACAUGCCAGGAGUAUUCUUAAUUGCAUCCUUCAGGUGUAUGAACACUUGGUUUUGGCUGAAGUUGGGUAUGGCGUUCUCACCGAUAUCCAGAACUGGUAUCUCUUCAAAAGAGAUCACACCUGCUGCCUCUACAUCUCAGUGGGUUUCAAGUGGGAUGAUCGGCAACCGCCUUUACCUGCUGCAAUUGCUUAUUUGGUCAAUUCUGCUGUUGACACCCGUGGUGAGUUUGAUGUUUCACCCAGGAAAGGUGAGCGUCCCUGGAGCUGGGAGGCUACCCCUUGCACCAGUCCCAGUGGCGGCUCUGACGAUGAUGAAGAUGAGGACAAUACCUACAAACCGAAUGAGCACAAAAUCGGUGAUUGCGAAACGUCUCCAGCUAGGACUCGAGGGGCAUGCUCAAAUAUGAGGCAAAAGCAAUUGCAGGAGAUUCCUGCAUCAGACCUACAUCUGGACGACCGCCCCAUCACCAGUGUGGGAUGGAGCGGCUGCGUGGUUGGCGGCAUUUUGAAUGGUCGCCGCGUUGCAGUGAAGUUCGCUCCCCGCAAAUCCGAACGUGCAGAGGCUCUCCUGAAUGAGGUGGACGCCUACCUAAAGCUAAAGGAGCAUUGGAUGGUUUUUGUGCCCCCAUUAGUAGGAUAUGGAACCACAGCCGAUGGCCGGAUUGUUUUCAUAGCAACAGAGUUGAUCGACGGCAGUCCACUCGGACCUGGAACAGUGACCGAGGAAGUGGCCACUGCGGCACUUCAGGCGCUUGGUGCAGUCCAUGCGUGUGGACUGCUUCAUGGGGAUGUCGAGGCACGGAAUAUUAUGGUUGUGCGGGGUGGACAGCCUUCUGUCCGCCUUGUUGAUUUCGGCUUUGCGCAGUGCAGUGGCAGUAGGGACUCGCAGAAGGCAGAGCUCAGGAAGUUGCAGCGCCUCUUGCAAGACAUGAUGGGAGUUGGGGUGGGGAAAGAGUCUGGUGGAAGAUGUCCUCACAAGCAGCUUUGUUUAGUAUAGUGUAACCACCUUUUCAAGCGACUCCGGUGAGGGAGACUCCGGAAUGCCAACCUGUUCGGCGUGUAGAGGGCAAAUGGUGGUGUUUACCGUGCCCACAUUUUAUCUAACAGAUUGUGAUGGGCAGAAUGAGAAGAGUAGAACAUACAUUUGUUCAUUAGACCAUGGGAAGACUCCCUCUAUGUCUACAACACGUUGCAUUCACUCCCACACGACGAGACAGGUAUUGGAACUUUUGAUGACAUGUGCGCUGCAUGAAGGCAGCUGUCGUAAUGUACGGCGAAAACUUGCCACUCAAGGCAAGUGCUGCUACGCGAUAAUUUGCCAAAUAUAAGCUACUGCACAAAGUUGGUGCGUCUAGGAUUCAAAUAAGGAUUUCUUUCAUUUUUUUAAACUUGAUGCAGUUUUGCAGAACUCAAAAGUUUUCGUGGGUCUGAAUCCAGAGCUUGAUAUUGUGUGGCUAUUGAUUUACAGUG
Molecule: messenger RNA, 3470 nt
Organism: Physcomitrium patens
Lineage: Eukaryota; Viridiplantae; Streptophyta; Bryopsida; Funariales; Funariaceae
Biological process (GO): protein phosphorylation
Molecular function (GO): protein kinase activity; ATP binding
Source: RefSeq, a predicted model, not a curated record